Messenger RNA from Cyanistes caeruleus (blue tit), 2102 nucleotides. The record is from RefSeq and is a predicted model, not a curated record. Lineage: Eukaryota; Metazoa; Chordata; Aves; Passeriformes; Paridae.
GUCCCCAAGGACAUGGGGACACGGGAGGGACAUGGGGACACCCAGAUCCGUGUCCCCAAGGGUCCUGAGGGACAUGGGGACACCAGGAGGGACAUGGGGACAUCCACAUCUGUGUCCCCAAAGGGACACGGGAGGGACAUGGGGACACGGGAGGGACAUGGGGACACCCAGAUCCGUGUCCCCAGUGGUCCCUUGGGGACACCAAAGAGUCUCGGGGACAUCUGGAGCUGUGUCCCCAAAGGUUCCAAAUGUCCCCUGGGGACACGGGAAGGACGUGGGGACACUGGGGACAGGAAAGGGACAUGGGGACACCUGGAUCCGCGUCCCCAAGGGCUCCCGAUGUCCCUUGGGGACAGGAAAGGGACAUGGGGACACCAGGAGGGACAUGGGGACAUCUGGAUCCGUGUCCCCAAGAGUCCACAAUGUCCCUUGGGGACAGCAGAGCGCUUGGGGACAUCUGGAGCUGUGUCCCCAAGGGUUCCCGAUGCCCCUUGGGGACACAGGAGGGACAUGGGGACACCAGGAGGGACAUGGGGACAUUCCGGAUCCGUGUCCCCAAGAGUCCCCGAUGUCCCUUGGGGACAGGAAAGGGACAUGGGGACACAGGAGGGACAUGGGGACAUUCCGGAUCCGUGUCCCCAAGAGUCCCCGAUGUCCCUUGGGGACAGGAAAGGGACAUGGGGACAUUCCGGAGGGUUCCAGAUGUCCCCAGGGGUUCCCGAUGUCCCCAAGGGUUCCCAGCGUCCCUUGGGGACAUUCCGGAGGGUUCCAGAUGUCCCCAGGGGUUCCCAGCGUCCCUUGGGGACAUGGGAGGGACAUGGGGACAUUCCGGAUCCGUGUCCCUGCAGGUCCCUGAUGUCCCCAGGGGUCCCCGGCGUCCCUUGGGGACAGGAAAGGGACAUGGGGACAUUCCGGAUCCGUGUCCCCGCGGGUCCCCGGCGUCCCUUGGGGACAGGAAAGGGACAUGGGGACAUUCCGGAUCCGUGUCCCCAAGAGUUCCCGAUGUCCCUUGGGGACAGGAAAGGGACAUGGGGACAUUCCGGAUCCGUGUCCCCAGGGGUUCCCGGUGUCCCUUGGGGACAUUCCGGAUCCGUGUCCCCAGGGGUUCCCGAUGUCCCCAGGGGUUCCCGAUGUCCCUUGGGGACAGGAAAGGGACAUGGGGACAUUCCGGAUCCGUGUCCCCUGGGGUUCCCGGUGUCCCUUGGGGACAUUCCGGAUCCGUGUCCCCGCGGGUCCCCGAUGUCCCUUGGGGACAUUCCGGAUCCGUGUCCCCUGGGGUUCCCGGUGUCCCUUGGGGACAUUCCGGAUCCGUGUCCCCUGGGGUCCCCGGUGUCCCUUGGGGACAUUCCGGAUCCGUGUCCCCGUGGGUCCCCCGGGGGGUGGCGGGGAGGGGACAAGGACCCACCUGGGGUGUCACCGGUGGCCGAGGGUCCGGUGCCACUGGCGGGGCCGGGCCGCGCUACCUGACGGACAGCUGUGACGAGAGAGACACGGGAGGGGACAUCAGGGCCACCACCCCGGCUGGCACCGGGGUGGCACCAGGGUGGCACUGGGGGGGACCCUGGGGUGGCCCCGAGGUGGCACCGGGGGGACCCCGACCCCAGGAGGGGGCACGGGAACGGCCCCGUCCCUGGGGGGGGACACGGGGGUGGCCUUGGGGACACGGGGGUGGCCUUGGGGACGUGGAGGUGGCCUUGGGGACACGGGGGUGGCGUUGGGGACACUGAGGUGGCCUUGGGGACGUGGAGGUGGCUGUGGUGACAUCAAGGUGGCCGUGGAGACACCAAGGUGGCCUUGGGGACGUGGAGGUGGCCUUGGGGACGUGGUGGUGGCCUUGGGGACGUGGUGGUGGCCUUAGGGACAUCAAAGUGGCCUUGGGGACACUGAAGUGGGCUUGGGGACAUCAAAGUGGCCGUGGGGACAUCAAGGUGGCCAUGGGGACAUCAAGGUGGCCUUGGGGACACGGUGGUGGCCGUGGGGACACCAAGGUGGCCGUGGGGACAUCAAGGUGGCUGUGGGGACAUCAAGGUGGCCGUGGGGACACGGUGGUGGCCAUGGGGACACCAAGGUGGCCGUGGGGACACGGGGGUGGCGCUGGCCCU